Molecule: messenger RNA, 5469 nt
Organism: Erpetoichthys calabaricus (reedfish)
Lineage: Eukaryota; Metazoa; Chordata; Cladistia; Polypteriformes; Polypteridae
Gene: sowahab
Product: sosondowah ankyrin repeat domain family member Ab
Exons: 1
Coding region: 132-1772 (546 amino acids)
Molecular function (GO): protein binding
Source: RefSeq, a predicted model, not a curated record
CCCGGAAACUGGGGCAGGUAUAGGGAGACGCGCAGGAGCAGGUCGACAGAUACUGGCAGGCGGCCUCGUUCCAGACGCACUUAAUAUGGCUUGAGAUUUUUGUCCUCGUAUAGGUGAUUGCCAGAAUCACCAUGGCGUUGACACAAGAUGCGAUUUUAACCUUCUUGCUGGAUGAAGGAGGCAAAGUGCCCAAUUCCGAGCUGCUAGCCAAGUUCAAAGGACUUAUCAACCCCGACAACGCCGAAGAAAGAAAGCUGAACCGGGAACUCUUUAAAAGGUUCGUGAACAACAUCGCGGUGGUGAAGGAUGAGGAUGGAGUUAAGUACAUCGUUAUUCGCAAAAAGUUUCAGCAUCUAGUGAAAGAAAACGCGGCGCUGGGUGCAGCAGUUGGGGGCACGGAGAGCGCGGGCGUCAUGCCCGCAGGUGAAGGCGCGUGCUUGGAGGGGGCGGGAUUGACCUCUGACAUCCGAAACAACAACUCGGUUGCAACGCCCAAGGUGCCGCUGGAAUCUAGAAAUGAGAAAGCCGGCUUUGAGAACCGGGACACCAAGGCAGAUGCUGUUGGCAACUUCAGAAAACAGGGCCUUAGUGAAGCUCAGAGCUGUGGUGUUGGUCAUCAUGUCAGCACCCAGGAGCUCGCUGAAGUUAAAGACCUUUACGUUUCUGGGGACCAUAAACCCCCCGUUGACAGAGAGUUAAAGAAAGGCCCUGUAUUUGCUGUUGUUGCAGUACCUGAGGUAGUCCAGGAGAACCAAAACAUAAGUGGGUCUGUACCUAAACCUGAAACUGCUAAGAUGAACACCAAAUCAACCCCAAAACCAUACUCCCUUCCAUUAAGGUGCCCACCACCUCAAAUCGAUAUUAAGCCAUCAGAGGAAAUGGCAAAAGCCCCUGCGGAAGAGGAACAGCCUGAUUCCAAAAAGCCAUUUUUGAAAGUUGAACCUGAAGCAGGAGUGCUGAGUAGCUCUCCUAGAACAAGGAGGAGACAGUUUGAAGAAAUUGGACCCUCUGGUUCUCCACAUUUAAAAAGGGUAUCGCGUAUAGUUAAGCAAGGUGAAGAACCCAAAAUGUCUGAAGUCCCCCUGGACCCCACUGAACAUGAAUGGCUAGUGAAGGCUGCAGCAGGCCAGUGGACUCAGGUGUAUGGUCUUCUGCUCAAAGACAUAAAUCUGGCUGAAAAAAGAGAUUUCAUUUCGGGUUUCACUGCACUGCACUGGGCAGCAAAAAGUGGCAACAGUGACAUGAUUUCUAAAAUCAUUGAAAUAUCCAGGAUAGGUGGUGCAAAGAUUGACGUUAAUGCAAGAACAUAUGGCGGAUAUACACCCCUGCAUAUUGCUGCAAUUCAUGGACGUGAAGAAGUAAUAAUUAAGCUUAUCAGGGAAUACAGUGCCAAAAUGUCCAUACGGGACUACAGUGGGAAGAAGCCAUAUCAGUACCUGAGCAAGACCACCUCCCCAAAUGUGAAAAGGCUGCUGGGGGACCCUCAGGCACUUCAGGAGUGUAAUCUUCAAAAAAAACCUUCCAAGAUCUCCCAUUCAAUUCUUAGCACCACCAACUCUUUGUUGGGCGUUAUUAGUGAAGAUAUUCAAAAUGGGGAACCUUCAAAGGGAUUCAAGCCACAGUCAUUAAGCAAGCUUUUCAAUCCCCCAACAAUCUCAAAGAAGAAAAAUUACAAGCACAGAGCCGGGUUUUCCUCCAUAGCAGAAGAUCAUGAUGAAGAGAAAGAAGACAACCUGGCCCGACGCAGACCAAUUUCUGAAUUCUUCCUCUGAAGAGAUUUGCACUCUGUUUAGAUGUUAUUUUGAUUUCCUUUGGGACCCGAGACAGCUAUGUCAUUCACGUUUUUAUUUUUUUAAUUUUUUUUUUCUGUUUCUGGCUCUAAGAAGCAUUCAUAAUCAGUAUUAACCAUUUACACUUGGUUCUGUUUAAGGUGCUGGGAGAUUUACUAAAUGUAAUGCCUUUUUGUUGAUGGCCUGUCAGAUCUUGUUCCUCAGAAAUAAACAAAUUUGUUAUGUAACUGCUUUGUAAAGGUUAAUAUCUUAUUAAUUUAAUAUGCAGGUAUUAUAUUGCAUAGAAAUGGUAAGCAAGAUGUGCUACUAGUAGUGGGGGAGAAAAUCAUCUUUAUAUAUUUUGUUUUUGGUGACCUUUGUGUUUUAAAGUGACUUUGGCAGAUGCACUUCUUUUUUUUUAUUGAAAAGCCAUAAGUAAUAUGCUUAUAGAUACAGGGGCAGCACUUUUUGUAUUUGUUUUUUUAUAAUUAUGGUGUAAAUUUUGAUAAAUGGGUAACUUUAAUUUUUCCUCUUUUAAGGCAGGAAGGGAAGUUUGCUUUGGGUGAUUGAAUAUUACGACAUUUGGAAAACAAAUUGGGGUGGAUCUUUUUGUAAAGGUCCAUAGGUAGGCUUCACAAACUGUUACGUGUAUUUCUUUUAUGAGUAUAUUUGACUGGAAUGCGACCCCAGAGGGAUUUCUUUGGGAAGAGAACUAGGAGGCAGAGACUACAUUUUGCUCUGUGAUAGUUGGUGUUGGAAGAAAAUUUGCAGACAUUGCCAGACAUUUUGUUCUUAUUGGAUUACUGCUUUGACUUGCCUUGAAAAGUAAUAAAUAUCUGUUAUCAUUGAAUUCCUGACACUGGAAAAUAUUACUUACAAUUCAGGCUGUAAUUGGACAAGUCCACGCAGUUUGUAAUUGCCUCUCAGACUGUGAAAGUCUUAAACAUUGUAGUAUCUUUAUGCUAAAUGCAAUCAAACAAAAUACAAGAGUGUCCGAAAGUUUCUAUGCUUCAUGCUUCUAGUUGCGAGAUGUAAACUGUUGUUUCAUUAGGUAUCUUGGCGGCAUAAGGGUGCGGUGAUAGUGCUGCUGCCUCACAAUAAGGAGACCAGGGUUCAUGUGCCAGGUGCCCCCUGCAUGGAGUGUGAGUGUGCUCCCUAUGUCUGCAGGGGUUCUCCUUCCUCCCACAGUCCAAAGACUUGCAGGUUAGGUGGCCUGGUAAUGCUAAAAUGUCCCGUGUGUUUAUAUUCCUCUUGUGAUGGAUUAGCGCCCAGUCCUUGGAAUUGUUCCUGCCUUGCUCCCUAUGCUUGCUGGGAUAGGCUUCAGCCCCCACCCCCCUUGACGAUUAAACAGGAGUGUAAAUGACAGCCUUGUCAUGUAAACAAGACUACAGUGGCUCACCAGUGUGUUUUUGGACUUCACAUUAUGUGGACUACAAUAAAUAUGAAUAGGUAGUAAUGUUUACUAGCCGUGUGGGUGGCUUUAAAGUUUCUGUAAAGUUAAAAAUCUUAGUGUUGGUUGUAAUGUCCAAAUAUAUUGUCUUAGUUUUAUCAGCAUUUUUUUUUUAAAUAUGGAAACAUUUGAAUUGGAGGAAUAGCAAAUAAUUAUUUCUAUACUUGAAAUUGGCUGAAAGUGCUUUAUGUCAUCUUUGGAAGUGUAGCACUAGAUAAUGUGAAUAACAUACUAACUUAACAUCUAUAAAUGUGGUUUCUAGACAGUGGCUUAUCAAAUUGAUUAUUUGUCAGGACAAAAUUUUUGAGGGGGUUGUCUGGAUGGCAUUCAAUUGUUCAAAAGAAAUGCAUCACCAGUAAAGAGACCUGUGCUGCUAUUGAGAGCAUGCACCUCCGAGCAUUUGUGGGCAGCGUUGAUGUGUUUUGUGUGUGACCUGGAAGUAAAUUUCCACAGUGCAUCAAUAUCAACAUCCCUGGAGGGUGGGCUGAAGGUAGGCAUACAGGAAUUGUAAGUCCCGACAUUGCCUUGAAAGUCUAGCUGUACUAUAAUCUGUUCUUUGCUUAAUGAUGUAGUUUAUCCUGUGGACAACAGAGGCCAUUCUGUAUUUGGCAGUUGUGGAACCCCUAACCAUGAGGAGUGAUUUGGGGCUUGGCCUGGAUGUAAUGCUAGAGUGAGAGCUUAAAGGCUGCUGCCGGCCUGAAUCCACUGAAGAACAUGGUAGAGUGUUUUUAUGGCUGUCUGUCUUUAUACUGAUAGUUUGAGUUUGGUGGUGGUGAUGUGGUUGGUGCUGCUGCCUCACAGCUCCUAAAGAAUAGUUUCAAAUCCUGGUCCAGUCACUGUGUGCUUGUGUGGCGUUUUCUAAUUCUCCAGAUAUGUCAGUGUUACUUCUACAUCCCAAAGUAAUACAUUUUAGGUUAACUAGCGACUCUAAAUAGGCCCAGUGUGAGUGAGGGUAGGCGUGUAUGUGAAUUUGUUGGACUGGUGUUGUAUCCUGUGUAAGUUAGCGAUGAUUACAAAAAUUUAAGGGGUAUAUUUAAAGGCAAAUUGUCAUAUUGUAGUGACUUUAAAUACAUAAGUGAGCAUUACGUAUAAAGUAGCUGUGGUGCGCAUCAAGAUGUGUGCCGCGCAUUUACCUGAGGAUUUUUGACAGUGAUACAUGCUGACCUUAUGACCUUAAGGGGCUUUUCCCUUCUCCAAUUUGUGAAUUUCCCCUUGGGAUUAAUAAAGUGUCUCUAUCUAUCUAUCUAUCUAUCUAUCUAUCUAUCUAUCUAUCUAUCUAUCUAUCUAUCUAUCUAUCUAUCUAUUUCAUUUGGAAGAUUGUGAGUGUAUUCGUCAUAUAUUUGUAAAUGGUUUCAGGCUAGCUGUAUUUUUUAAAAUCUAAUUUUAUAGCAUUGUUUAAUAGAAUAUUAUGAUCUUUUUAGAGUGUUCUGCAUAGACAUGAACAAAAUGUCUGUCUUCUUCCAUUUUUACGUAGCUUGUAAUGAAGGUGGCUUCUAGCACUGCAUAGGCCAUUGAAUACAGUCUCUCCUACAUAUCAUCAGAUGUUUUCUUGUGUUGUUGUAUUUUGUAACUUUUUUAUAUAAGUUUGAGAUGAAAAGUAAAGGCCAUCUUUUUAAGAAUCGACAAUAAUAAUGGGUUACCUACAUUUAUUCUGCUAUUUAUUUAAAUUUGCUUAGUUGAGUCAUGUUACUAAUUAUAAGUCAAUACAAUAAUAAUUUUAUUUGUAAAUUUCAAAGAAGAGCAAGUUGACUGACUUACAUAAAUUUAUACAGUGGGCGAGGGGUGAAGACAGAUGUGGCACCUUUUAUAUUUGUCCGUGCCGAGGCCCUUUACCUCAAGUGUCACCAGCUGAUUCUAGUAGAAUUGGUUGAACUUGAAAUUGCCUGGAUUUUCGAGUAUAAUUUGUGACAUAUAUUGAAUUAAAUACCACUUAUGUUCAAGUUGUUUUGGAUAAAAUCUCAAUUUUCUUACAUCUUUGGAAUUUUUAAACAAGACCAGGCCAGCAUUCCUCAGCACUUGAAAACCUGCAGGAACUUGUCAUGCUUUUUGUCAUUUCAUAAGCUGUUGGGCAACUACACAUAGAACAAAAGUUGUAUAAUAUCUGAUAAGGUUUCUGGGUGUGUCGGUGUAUGUACUAAUGCCACAAACAGAUUCUUCAUUAGGUAUGUGUAUCCCUGUAUUUGUUUAUGUUGCUUAAUGCAUAUUCUGUGACGUGAAAUGAUACUAAAUAAAGAGUGAGACUGCCUUGAA